AUGUUAGAAAACAUAACGUUUACUUUAAUCGAUGAACAAGUUGAUGGAAAAGAUCUUCUCUCAAGCGAUGUCCUAUCGUCUCUGUCUCAAGUGAUAGCUAUCAUCGACUUGGCGAGCGAGGAUAAGAAGGCCGCAACUCUCAGUUCUAUUUUACAUGUACCGCUGAUGAUGAUAGAUUCCAUUUCAGAAAAUUCGGCGAACACUUCUGUCAUGUCGAUCAGACCUCCCUAUCACGUUGUUAUGCAAGCUCUGUUCGAUGUUAUGGACUUCUUCAAUUUUUCCAGGAUAGCGGUGGUCUAUGACGCCCGCCGAGUCAGAGAGGCAUCCUAUUUCUACGCCAAAGCUAAACGAUGGCCUCGAUUUAACAUCAAAAUGAUACCAGAACUAAUUUUGAAUGACAGAGAAAAGUUACACAGCUCUCUGACUGAGUUGUUCAGGUCACGCAUCAAAGAAAUAAUCUUAUUAUGUGAUCAGAGGGACCUGUAUCACAUUAUGAAUGAGGCGCUAUACGUUGGAAUUAAUGACAAAGACUACCGCUGGAUAACACCUGACUUGGAGGUGGCUGGAGCAGGUCAAACUUACAAUCAUACAUAUCCCUCGUUUCUUGGUAUGGUGGGACUCAGGCUCCAUAUUGUUAACGAGACGUUAAUCAGAAACUUGAAGAGUCGUGCGACCGGUGGAAAAGGAGCCGAAUUCUCUCUGCCCGUGUAUGCAGCUGUCCAUGACGUAGCGCUUGUGGUAGGGACGGCAGUGGUGAAUUUAUUCAACACCGAUCCUAGGAUAACAAGGAUAUUAUCACGUUUAGACAAUGGUAAAUGCGCUUUUCGGAGCAAAUCAAGUAAACGCAGGAGAUUGGGAUUGAGACUGCUCAAGCAGAUUAGGAAGGUGAAACUUUUCCACGAAGAGGGUCUGACUGGCGAGAUACAAUUCAAACUUCGUACGGGUGAACGAAGAGUACAUGAUGGCCUGGACAUUGUGAACAUUGUUCAAAACAGAACCAAAAAGCUCGGCUCUUGGCAACCUGAACCUGAAAGGAUAGAUCACCGUGUGUCUGUGAAUAACGAACACCCUGAGUGGGUGGGAGAUUUCGCACACUUAGUCCAGUGCAACAAUCCGGGGAAAAACCUGCACUACGAACCAGAACCGAUCCCAGUGCUAAAAGUUAUAACAGUGUUGGAACCUCCAUUUGUCGAGAAGGUGAAUGAGUCCACGCCAUUACCAGAUGGGAUCAUACCUAAAAACCAGCUUCAGGGUUUCUGUAUCGAUCUGAUUGAAGAAAUAUCUAAGAAGGCAAACUUCGACUAUGAGAUUUAUCUGGAUAAUAGCUACAAAGGGAUGGUGGACGCGUUGAAGUCUCAGAAAAAGGACCUUGCUCUUGCUCCAAUCACAAUAACUGCAGAGCGUGAAUUGAUCAUCGACUUCAGCAAACCCUUUAUGGACUUUGGUAUGAGUCUGAUCAUGCGCAAACCUGGAGAGCCUCCGAUCAAUAUAUUCGCUUUUCUUCUGCCUUUCACCAACAAUCUGUGGCUCUCUACGAUUGUAGUGGUUUUGUUCAUUACCGGAAUGAUGUGUGUCAUGGACUAUUUGAGCCCGUUUGGUUACCGCGCUCGAGCUCGUGAUUCAGACGAGGAGCCUGGAAAUGAGUUCAACCUGUUGAACAGCUUGUGGUUUGCUACAGCUUCCGUUCUACAGCAGGGUCCCGAUAACACUCCUCUAUCUCCCUCUGGUCGUUUGCUAGCUUCCUCCUUUUGGUUUUUUAUAUUAAUAAUGAUAACAACCUACACGGCAAACCUGGCUGCCUUCUUCACAAUUAAACGAGAAGUGCAAACUAUCAAUUCCCUGAAAGAACUGGAAAGUCAAAACCAAACCACAUACGGAGUCCUCAGAACCGGCUCCGUGCAGAAAUUCUUCCAGAAUUCAGAAAAUCCUAUUCACAUGAGAAUGUUCUCUUUUAUGAGAAGUCAGCAAACUUUCGUCAACUCUACUGCUAAUGGGGUGAAAAAAGCGAGGGAAGAAAACUACGCUUACAUAACAGAAUAUCCCUACUUGGCAUACUACAAUCAACAGAAACCAUGCAACACGAGGUUACUGGACAACCUACUUCAAGCUAAAGGUUAUGGAAUUGGGCUGCAGCAAAACUCACCACACACAAAUAAGAUUUCUGUUGAGAUCUUAGAGCUACGGGAAAAUGGCUUCAUUGAGAAAACACGGCGAAAGUGGUGGGACGAGCGUAGUCAAUGUCCAAAACCAUCUAAGUCCAAAACUGGGAAAAUACAUAGUCUUGACGUCGAUAACAUGGCUGGAGUGUUCUUAAUCUUACUCAGUGGUGUUAUCCUCUCAAUAUUUAUUUUGCUUAUCGAGAUACGCUACAAGAAGCUGGCUGCGUGCUCCACUAGUGGCCAGAACGCUCUGAAGCGAUAUCUGAGAAGAAGUUGCAAGGCGCAAAAAGAGGAAAGUGACCAUUUGUCUACUCCCGCCAUUCAUGUUAACCCGGUCACUCCUGACAAUCCUGUCACACCGGUCACACCAGUAGCACCGGUCACGCCGGUUCGAGUAGCUGUGGUGUUAUCCCAAGGAGACAAGGUUUUAGAGCAAUUGAAGGAAGAAAAAGGCAAGGGCAAAGGUUGGAAUAAAUGGUUUCAAGGCGUAGGAAAGACUGAAGUGUCUCGACGAUGAAGACGAGAAUUUUGGAAUGUUUGAGGAUGUUGGAUAACGUAUGAAUGAAAACAUUAAGCAGCGAUCCAUGUCUUCAAUCUCCAUUUAAGGGCAUCAAUAAUUGAGAGUAAAUGUUAAGUGCGAAUAACCGCUGUUCAAUCAUUUAUUCUUUUCCCUUCACGCCAUGAAGUUACUUCGGUGAAUAGGUUUAUAGUGGAUUAAAAAAGUUAACUGAGGUACGAGUUAGUGGGCGUGGAUCGUUUAGGAGUAAUUUUCCAAGGUUUGUGUUAGUUCGACAAAACAGUCGAAUUUUUUUUACGAGUGGGACGAUCCUCCCACUCUCAGCUCAGUAGUGUCUCCCGAACACCGUCGCGCUAUUUUCAAGCACACAGUUGAUUGGAAGAAAGAAAAUAUCUGCGAUGAGACAGUGACUGAGUCUAAUUCUUAGAGCUAAAAUUCCAGUGAAUUUAUGGCAUACUGUGCAGAGAAUUGAUAUCAUGGUUCAUCAUGAUGAAAAUUGACCUUAGGCAGAGAAAAAUUAAAAACAAUCAUUGGCCAGGUUGUACAAUCACUGGAAAGGCUCAAAUAGACAAAAAUAAAUAAAUAAUAUGAUUAAAAAUAGCAUAUUAUCACGGAUCACGGUAAAAGACAAACGUAGAAAAUAUGGACCGAUAAGCCGAGAGGUAACUUUUCGAAAGCUGCAACAGUGAAUCUUGGUCGCCUGUUAGUUGGAGUGAUAUACAUGUAUUGGCGAAAAGGCAUUAAGGAGAUAAGUCUUUGCGAUUGAAGUAACUUUUGAAAUAAUAAGAAACUACAUGAAGAAACCGCACGGUGAACAUCCAGGGAAACAAACUUAUCUUAACGCCCAAGGUUAAAAAUAACUUAGCUGAAAUCGACCCAUCUUGGCGUCAUUUUUCUCCCCUUUAUUCCUCUUGAUUAUUUCAUUAGUUAACACAUGGUCUGCCUGAAUUACCUGCGGGUCCGUGCUAUUAUUUCAAUUUUGUCUAAUCAGCGUUGAAUGAGGUGUGUGAAAUAGCGUUUGAAUAUGAUUUUUACGAGAAUGUAAUUAACAUGAAUAUAAUAAACACAAACUGAU
Messenger RNA from Pocillopora damicornis (cauliflower coral), 3751 nucleotides. RefSeq names its product glutamate receptor ionotropic, kainate 2. Gene Ontology annotation, biological process: monoatomic ion transport. Gene Ontology annotation, molecular function: signaling receptor activity; ligand-gated monoatomic ion channel activity. The record is from RefSeq and is a predicted model, not a curated record. Gene Ontology annotation, cellular component: membrane. NCBI's taxonomy places the organism in Eukaryota, Metazoa, Cnidaria, Anthozoa, Scleractinia, Pocilloporidae.